This is a messenger RNA of Gossypium arboreum, 1773 nucleotides long. RefSeq names its product cation/H(+) antiporter 24-like. The transcript has a single exon. Lineage: Eukaryota; Viridiplantae; Streptophyta; Magnoliopsida; Malvales; Malvaceae. Gene Ontology annotation, cellular component: endomembrane system. The record is from RefSeq and is a predicted model, not a curated record. Gene Ontology annotation, biological process: regulation of pH. The coding region runs from base 466 to 1626 and encodes 386 amino acids.
GACUGAUGAUGCCAGACGGCCGGCCGCUAGGGUCAACCUUGGUGCAGAAAAGCGAGACAAUUAUAACUGAAGUAUUUAUGCCUUGUUCAUUUGUCUUUAUGGGACUCUCCACCGACUUUUAUGCGAUGAAGGAAGCUGGGUGGUCUGCUUUGCGCCCGCUAUUUGGCUUGGUUAUUUCUGGUUACUUGUCGAAAUUCUUCUGCACUAUGCUGGCUGCUAAGGCGGUAGGUGUGUCAUGGAGAGAUAGCCUUGCUGUCAGCCUUAUUUUGAGCUUAAGGGGUUACGUGGAGCUUGUUCUCUACGUCCAUUGGGUGGACAGAAAUGUGCGUUGCUUGCUUGCUGCUUUGCUUUCAUUUAUUUAUUACUAAUGUAUUUAGUUUCUUUCAUUCGAUCUUCUCUCUUUAGUUAGUUUACUUUUCUUCUUGUUUACAAGCACAGGUAAUAGGUUUACCAGGUUACUCUUUGAUGAUAUUGGGAACGAUAGUUGUAGUGGGGAUUCUGACACCUUUGAUCAGCAUUUUGUACGACCCCUCAAAGCCUUACAUGCUAAAGCAGAGGAGGACCAUUCAACAUACCGCUCAGGGUGACCACCUUAGGAUACUAGUGUGCAUCAGGGACAAAACCAAUUUGCCAUCCCUUGUUAACCUGCUUCAACUCUUUCAUCCUACUGUUCAGAACCCUUUCUCCCUUCACGCUUUUUACCUUGUGGAGCUCAUCAGCCGUGCCAACCCUGUGUUCGUAGAGCACCAAAACCAGGAGCUUGAAGACCUCUCCGGUAGGUUCCCUGACUUGGAAAUCAUCCACCAUGCUCUAAAGCAGUAUCAAGAAGGGAGAGAAGAAUGCGUAGAGCUCCAUCUUUUCUCUGCCGCUACCGUUAAACCAACCAUGUAUCAGGAUGUGUGCAAGCUUGCUUUGAUAAGCAAGGCUGUUUUCAUCAUUUUGCCUUUAAAGAAGAAAUUGGCCGGCGAGAUGGAGACAACGGAACAGUGGGGUGGUGAGUCUGGCUCUAUUAUCACCCAAAUCUUGGACAAUGCACCUUGCUCCGUUGGACUUCUGGUUGAAAAGGCGGAGCGAUGGCAGCUCCCCCAGAUUGCUUCCUACAACUUUAUUGUGCUAUUCCUAGGAGGACCAGAUUCUCGAGAGGCUUUGGCCUUUUCAGAUAGGAUGAGUGGGAACCCCUGUGUGUCCCUAACAGUAGUAAGGUUUCUUGCUUCAAAUGCAGAAGGAGAUGAUGAAAUGCAACGGAAGCUGGACGAUGGGGUGGUGACUUCCUUCUGGGUCAAGAACGAAGCAAACGAGAAGGUGAAUUACAGAGAGGUGGUGAUAAGAAAUGGAGCAGAUACAGCUUCAGCAAUAGUGGGAAUGGCGGCGGAGAAAUAUUAUCAUAUGUGGAUCGUGGGAAGGAAACAAGGGAUAAAUCCAAGUCUGUUGGAGGGGUUGUCAACCUGGUCUGACCAUAAAGAAGAGAUGGGGAUUCUUGGGGAUUAUCUCUCCUUUUCUGAAAGUGUUAACUCCGAUUCGGUGAUGGUGGUGCAGAAGCAAGUUUUGACAGGCAAAGGCCCCAACUUUUUUACUCCUCCUGGUUCUAUAGUGAGUUUUAUGCGGCGGGGGCGCUUGUUUUGGUGACCACACCUACAUAAUUUAUUUCUUUGCCUUUUAGUUGCUUACUGUUAACCUCCCAACACGAGCCUUCCUCUUUGUGGAAACAAGUCUGAAACUUCACAUUCAAGUUUCAUCGCCUGUAAUUUAAUAUUUAUGUUGGAAUAAAAUUUA